UCAUGCCAACUUGGUAUUUGUCUGUAGACUUCCAGUUACAAAUACUAGGAGCUAUUCUUAUCUACAUGAAAUGGCGUUUACCAAAGAGGGGAUGGGUAGUGACUGGAGUUGUACUGGUACUAUCAGUUGUUAUGAGUUUCUCAGUGCUUUGCCAGAAGCAAACAGAUAUGUUCUUCACAUAUACUAAAGAAUUUCACACAGAUAUAAGGACAGACCAAGUGUUUCAAGAGGUUUAUAUAUCUACACUGGGCAGACUUCCUGCUUGUUUCAUUGGUAUUGUUGGUGGCCUAAUUGUGUAUAAUCAGAGAGCUGCACCUUUCAGACUAUCAAAGAUCUGGUCCAAUGUCUUGUUGGGUGCUGUAAUUACUGUUUUAUCAUUUUCCCAAUUUACUUGUUUUGUUAUCUGUCCACCGGGCACCAACUGGCACAGUCUGAAAGCUGUAGCUUUCUACAUACUACAGCAGAUUGCUUUUGGUUUCAUUAUAUGUGGAAUAAGUGUGCAUGUCUUGUAUGGAGAUACAGGUGUGGGCACUAGUGGCAGACUACUGCAUAAUUCACUUUGCUGCCCUCCUCCUGUACCUCACAGUGGAGGCACCAUUGCGGUCAGCAACCCGACUACUCUUCCUCUCUUUCAGAUAGUUACAUGGACUCAAGUGCAGCGUCAAGUUUCAACACAUAUUUCGAGAAGAAAACGGCGCAGCAUUGAACAUUAUGCACCUACUGUCACCUAACGUACUUCAGACUAAC
Molecule: messenger RNA, 747 nt
Organism: Schistocerca serialis cubense
Lineage: Eukaryota; Metazoa; Arthropoda; Insecta; Orthoptera; Acrididae
Exons: 5
Coding region: 3-731 (242 amino acids)
Source: RefSeq, a predicted model, not a curated record